Hyphopichia burtonii NRRL Y-1933 is the source of this 736-nucleotide messenger RNA. Its product is annotated as mitochondrial 54S ribosomal protein YmL13. Gene Ontology annotation, cellular component: mitochondrion. The coding region runs from base 50 to 736 and encodes 228 amino acids. NCBI's taxonomy places the organism in Eukaryota, Fungi, Ascomycota, Pichiomycetes, Serinales, Debaryomycetaceae. The transcript has a single exon. The record is from RefSeq and is a predicted model, not a curated record.
CAAACUUGUCUUGAAGAAAGCAUAGAAGAGUAGGAGCAGGAGAUCGAGAAUGUUUAGAAACAUAUGUUACAGGGUGGCACCGGCUGGUGCCAUGAAGACAUCCAGUAUAAGGAUGAUUUCAAGCAGUGCUCCUCGCUUAUUCUUGGGUAAUCUUUUUGGAUCAAGAGAAGCAAAGAAACAUGAAGAACUUAUUGAGAAACAAGAUGACUAUACCGUUGAUGCUGAUAGCAAGAUUGUCAUCUUAGACGAGACCAACUCUCCAAACCACAAGCCAUUUGAUGCUGAAGCUGAUAUGCCAGGUUUCGAAGUGAAGAAUUGGAAAUUUACUAAAGUUCAACAAAAGGAUAUCGAAACAACAUAUGAUAUUGACUCAGUCAAUAACACCUUAAUAACAACUUAUAACGAAUUAGCAAAUGCUUCCGAACAAGUCUCCGAUUUAGGUUCGAUAAAAUUGAAUGAUUUAAAUUUCAGAUUCAAAUAUUCGAAAUUAUUACAACAAAACUUAGGUUUUGAUAUUAGCGAUUACGUCUUUAGCACUAGUCAUGACUUACAAAUAUUAUCAGAUAACUUGAACCAAAUCAUUAAUACUAGAUACGUGAACGAACGUAAUCCAAACGGUAUUGUUUUAAGAGAUGAAGAUUUCACUGCUCCAAAUGUCUACUUGAACAACGAACUUAGUGAUUUUGAAAAAGAAAAAUUCUACGAAGAAAUUUUGGCAAAAGCUAAAGAAGCUUAA